UGUUCUCUUUGUCCCUCUACCUUCCAUACAAUACAUAUACUCUCUCUCUCCCUUACAAGUUACAACAACAACGUAAACUCACUUCGCUUCGGUUCUUCUCAAGUCGUCUCUUCUUCCCCUAAAGAGAACCAGGUUUUUGUCGAGAGAGAUGGAGAGGCUAAACUCGAAGCUCUACUUGCAAAACUGUUAUAUAAUAAAGGAGAACGAGAGGUUGAGGAAGAAAGCUCAGAUUCUGAAUCAAGAGAACCAACAACUCCUCUUCGAACUCAAACAGAAGCUCUCCAAAACCAAGAACUCUAAUGGAUCAUCAAACCAAGGAAGCAACAACAACAACAACAACAACCUCUCUUCAUCAUCAAGCUCUGCUGCUUCUGAACAUUAAUCAUCAUGGAAACAACAACAACAACAACUCUAUUUAGGACAAGAUUUGGAUUUGGUUAACUAGAAGAAAGAACGUAGUACCCAUCAUUUUCAUUUUCUUUUUACUGGUGUAAUGUAAUAGUUGGUUAGUGGUAGUAGUAGUAGUAGUAUUAUUAAUUUUAUUUCGAACUAGUUUUUUUUUUUUUUUUUUUUUAUAAAAUAUUUGGGUUGGGUUCGUAUCUUCCUCCUGAUUUACUAGAAAAGGGACAGAGAAGGCGUUGUGUGCUCUCUCUCUCUCUCUGACCAAUCUUCUUCUCUCAGGGACUAAAGGGGAUAUUUUUACUUUUGUUUCCAUUUAUAUGUUAAUUAGUUUUUUUUUAUAUAUAUCAUGUGGGGUUUGGUUGUUUAGGACAUGGGUGGAUUCUGGGACUACUUCAUUGUACCUUCUUCUCUGCUCUUCUCUUUAACAACCAACCAACCAGUAUCUUCUUUUUAUCCCUUUAUUAUAUAAUAUAUUACAUGGUCUUGAUAUAACAAAUUGUUAAAGGGUAGCAAUAAGAUUUUGAAUGUGUGUGUAUGUUUGUUAA
This is a messenger RNA of Capsella rubella, 947 nucleotides long. Its product is annotated as protein LITTLE ZIPPER 4. The coding region runs from base 149 to 382 and encodes 77 amino acids. The transcript is spliced from 2 exons. The record is from RefSeq and is a predicted model, not a curated record. Lineage: Eukaryota; Viridiplantae; Streptophyta; Magnoliopsida; Brassicales; Brassicaceae.